Molecule: messenger RNA, 1057 nt
Organism: Ipomoea nil (Japanese morning glory)
Lineage: Eukaryota; Viridiplantae; Streptophyta; Magnoliopsida; Solanales; Convolvulaceae
Product: MOB kinase activator-like 1A
Exons: 7
Coding region: 108-755 (215 amino acids)
Biological process (GO): positive regulation of protein phosphorylation; signal transduction
Cellular component (GO): nucleus; cytoplasm
Molecular function (GO): protein kinase activator activity
Source: RefSeq, a predicted model, not a curated record
CACUGCCCGCUCUCUUUUUUUUUUUUUUUUUUUCUGUUUUGCAUAAUUUAUUUAAGCUAUCAGAGAGGGAUCCGUUUUUCUUCCCGUUUUAUUCAUCAACCGUCAACAUGAGUCUCUUCGGUCUUGGAAGGAACCAGAGAACGUUCCGCCCCAAAAAAAGUGCCCCCUCUGGGAGUAAGGGAGCGCAAUUAAGAAAGCAUAUUGAUUCAACUUUAGGCAGUGGAAACUUGAGAGAAGCUGUAAGACUUCCUCCAGGAGAGGACAUUAAUGAAUGGCUUGCUGUCAACACUGUUGAUUUCUUCAACCAAGUAAAUCUUCUGUUUGGAACCCUCACAGAGUUUUGCACACCAGAGAACUGUCCUACAAUGGCAGCAGGUCCCAAGUAUGAAUAUAGGUGGGCUGAUGGUGUGCAAAUAAAAAAACCUAUUGAAGUUUCUGCACCAAAAUAUGUUGAAUAUUUAAUGGAUUGGAUUGAGGGUCAGCUAGAUGAUGAAUCUAUAUUUCCUCAAAGGCUUGGUGCACCAUUUCCAUCCAACUUCAAGGAAGUUGUGAAGACAAUAUUCAAACGCCUGUUUCGUGUAUAUGCUCAUAUUUAUCACACCCAUUUUCAAAAGAUUGUGAGUCUCAAGGAGGAGGCCCAUCUAAAUACCUGCUUCAAACAUUUCACACUAUUUACCAAUGAAUUUGGGCUGAUAGACAAGAAGGAGCUUGCUCCACUCCAAGAGCUGAUAGAGUCUAUUAUUGCCCCUUAUUGAGCAUGCCCUCGACUUUAUUUUCCUUGAAAAAUGAAUUGCUAGAGAUUAAAUGCAUCUCAUCAUGUAAUAAAAAUGUCAAAUAGAUAUUGAAAUAUAGCUAAUUUAUCCCUUUUUCCCCAACUAAUGUUCCCUGCAUGACUAAAAAAUGUCCAUAUAGUAGCCGCCAUUGGAAGGAGCUAAUGUGUAUAUCAUUGGUGUAAUGAAUGUAUCAUUGACGGAAUGUGUAUCUUAGAUUGUAAGUGAAUGCUCUAUUUAAACGUUUGAUGUGUAAUAGAGAAUGUUAUGAGUAAAACAUUUAUUAA